CUUCUGAAGACGAUACCUUGGAAGGAGCAAUUCUGCUCAGGUGGAAAGCUGAAAGGGAGGUUGUGAUGCUAGAGGAGGACAGAGGGCUUAGGGAUAUUCCGUAGGCAGUACAUAUUCUGGCUGUGGGGAGAGAAGCAAGUGCAGCCCAGCAGCUGAGUUGUUAACAUCAUCUUUGCUCUUUUUCUCAGAAAUUCAAGCAAAUGCUUCAGCUCCUCAUUCCUGCCUGCUGACUGCACUGGGGUGGCCAUGACUCAACCCAGCUUCCAGGACUGAGGGGCAGAGGUGGUGAGAGACCUGUCUCAGAGUGAGACCCCACAAUGGCGCUGAUGGAGAGCGUGUACUCAGUGGAGCCGGCACCUGAUGGUGCCACCCCCACCUCGCUGGAUAUGCUCAUCUUCUUGGAUGCCCCAGUGAACAGCACAGAGGAGCAAUGCUUCAGUGCCCGCUCCCACAGCACCGUCCUGGAAGGGCUGCCCUUCGGGGGAGUGCCCACUGUGCUUGCCAUCAACUUCAUCCUCUGGCUGCUUCUCCUUUUGGUCUUCUCCUGUCUUCGGAAAGCGGCUUGGGACUAUGGGCGCCUGGCGCUGCUGAUGGACAAUGAUAGUCUGACCUCGCUUUUCUAUGGAGAGCAGAGCGAGAAGGAGAAGUCCCCGUCAGAAAGCAGCCCCCUGGAUGCCGACAACAAGGAUGUGGGAUUCUGCUCCUGGCUCAUUUCUAUCUACCAAAUGAAGGACGAGGAGAUUCAGAGCAAGUGUGGGAUCGAUGCCACCACCUACCUCUCCUUCCAGCGGCACCUCCUGGUCUUGCUGAUGCUGGUCUGUGUGCUCUCCGUGGCUGUCAUCCUGCCCGUCAACUUCUCAGGGGAUCUCCUUGGACACAAUCCCACCCACUUUGGCCGGACAACCAUCGCCAACAUCCCAACACAAGACCGUCUCCUGUGGCUGCACAGCAUUUUCGCCCUCAUCUAUUUCAUCCUCACCAUUCUUUGCAUGGCUCACCACUCUGUCCACCUAGAAUACAGAGAGAACGAGAAGGUCGCCCGGACACUGAUGGUUACCCACAUCCCCAAGGAGAUCACAGACCCUUCCCUUAUCAUCAAGCAUUUCCACGAGGCUUAUCCCAGCUGCACCAUCACCAAUGUCCAGUUUUGCUUCGAUGUGCGCAAGCUGAUGAAGCUGGAUGCAGAGAGGCGCAAGGCAAUGAAGGGGCGGCUUUACUUCACCACCAAGGCACAGAAAGAAGGGAAGAUCAUGAUCAAAACCCACCCCUGCGCCCACAUCUUCUGCUGCCGCUUCUGUGGCUUUGAGCAGGUGGAUGCUGAGCAGUACUAUGGGGAGCUGGAGGAGAAGCUCACAGAUGAGUUCAAUGCUGAGCGCAACCGCAUCACGCUCAAGCGGCUGGACAUGGCCUUCGUCACCUUCCAGGAUGAGCGGAUGACAGCUGUGAUUUUGAAGGACUACAGCCACAUCCGCUGCCGCAAGCACCCCCAGCAAUCCUCUGUCACCACCGUGGUCAAGUCACACCACUGGGGUGUUCGCUAUGCCCCUGCACCCAGCGAUAUCAUCUGGGAGAAUUUGUCAGUCCGUGGCACAUCCUGGUGGGUGCGAUUCAUCCUCCUUAAUAUCUGCCUGUUCGUCCUUCUCUUCUUCCUCACCACGCCGGCCAUCAUUGUCAACACUAUGGACAUGUUCAAUGUCACACACCCUGUGGAGAGCCUCAAGAACCCAAUCAUCACCCAGUUCUUCCCCACGCUGCUGCUCUGGGCUUUCUCUGUCUUCCUGCCCUUCCUUGUCUACUACUCAGCAUUCUUCGAGUCUCACUGGACAAGGUCAAGUGAAAAUCAGAUCACCAUGCACAAGUGCUUCUUCUUCCUGGUGUUCAUGGUUAUCAUCCUGCCCUCGCUGGGUCUGAGCAGCUUGGACCUGUUUUUCCGCUGGCUCUUCGACACCCACUUUCUGGACGAAGCCGAAAUCAAGUUCCAGUGUGUUUUCCUCCCAGACAACGGCGCUUUCUUUGUAAACUAUGUGGUCACCUCCAGCCUGAUUGGGACAGCUAUGGAGCUGCUGCGCAUCCCAGGCCUCCUUGUCUACACUGCCCGCCUCUGCUUUGCCAAGUCUGAGCCCGAACGGCUCCAUGUCAAACGGAGCCAAGCCUACCAGUUCCAGUUUGGACUAGAGUAUGCCUGGACCUCCUGUAUCUUCUCUGUUGUCAUGACCUACAGCAUCACCUGCCCCAUCAUCGUCCCCUUCGGGUUGCUCUACAUGCUGCUCAAGCACAUGGUUGACCGGUACAACAUUUACUACGUGUACAUCCCCACCAAGCUGAACCAGCGCCUCCACGUGGCCGCCAUCAGCCAGGUCGUGGUGGCCCCCAUCCUCUGCAUGUUCUGGCUGCUCUUCUUCUCUGUCCUGCGCCUCGGUCCCACCCGGCCUGUCACCCUCUUUACCUUUGUGGUCCUCCUCUCCUGCAUCAUCUUCUCCUUCUUUGGCCUCUGCCUGAAGAAGUUGCAGCCACGGAAACCCUCCAGCUACCAGAUGUCUGACCAGUCUGAGGGCAGCUUCAAUGACGUGGAGCGGAGCAGUGUUUCCUCUACCCCUAACUCCAAUCUUUUUGUGGCCACUGUCCUGCAGGAGCCUGAGCUGAGCCUGACGCCAGCGGCCUCUCCGGCACACCAGUCCUAUGGCACCAUGGGCAACCAUCUGGAGCCAGGAGAGGAUGGGGAGGAUGGGGGGCUGCAGAGCUUUGAGACAGAGCUGGAGACAGUGGAGGGCGAGUACAGAAGCGGCCCUGUGAUGGAGAGCCAGGCUCGCUACCAGUGAACAUCCAUGGUGCCGGCUGAGGACCAACCGUGCUGAGAAUGGAGGAUGUGCCAUGGGGCAGGAAGGAGCCUUCCCAGCACUGGUGGGGGCCAUCUCUCUGAUGGCACAGGGGGUGACAGGACUGAUGUGAGGGGGAGACCUAUUGCAUGGGAGGUGGCAGGAGGCUCUGCUGGUCCUUCUGCUGCCUGGACUGGCUGAGCCCCCUAAUGUCCCCCUGUCACCACCUGCCUCUUCCAGCCCACAGUGGGGAAGAGGGGGUGCAGCAGUAUAGGGAGAGGGUCUCUCUGAGAGGCCAUGCUUUUGGGGGCAGGAGGAAGGCCCUUGCCCCUCUUUGAGAAGGAAGCAGCCCAGACAGCACAGACGAAUGUGCCCACCACCACAUGGUCCUGUGGGUCCUCAGUGGCAGAGGACGGCCACCUCUAACCCUUGCAUCCCACCCCACCCACCCACUGCUCAGGCAGCCAUCUCAAAGCCCC
This is a messenger RNA of Manacus vitellinus (golden-collared manakin), 3295 nucleotides long. RefSeq names its product transmembrane protein 63C (gene TMEM63C). Gene Ontology annotation, molecular function: calcium-activated cation channel activity. Gene Ontology annotation, cellular component: plasma membrane. The record is from RefSeq and is a predicted model, not a curated record. Lineage: Eukaryota; Metazoa; Chordata; Aves; Passeriformes; Pipridae. The coding region runs from base 318 to 2819 and encodes 833 amino acids. The transcript is spliced from 23 exons.